AUGAUAGGCUAUGUACAUCUUAUUAUCUAUUUCAUCAUUAAACGUCAGCUAACACUGAGAAAUUCAUGGGUAAAAAAGUCUAAGACCAACGAAAGCUUCGACAGUUCUGUGAAAAUACAGAGGAGGUUUACGAGGUCGCUGACAUCUUACCUACUGGAAUGCAUUCAUUAUAUUAUCACCUUUAUUAAAUCAGCACUCAACCACCUUGGCACUUCGCGAUUAACGGAAUCAUGGAAUAACAAUAAGAAGAUAUUGGAAAUUAUUAUUGCACCAAAUGAGGCGAAAAUUAACACUACUAUAAAAGCUAUCACAUGUGAAUCUCCAAAAGAAAGUGAGCAUAACAUGCGUGCGAUACUUAAAAAAGUCCAUUUACAGUCAGAAAAGAAAACAGAACAAACAUUUAUAAUCAAACAGUCUAAUUCUGACAUAUUCCAAUCUUUCAAUGAAGAACAUUCUCGAGACAGUUUGUCUAAAAUGGAAGAUAAAUACGAUCGAUUCAUAAUCCAUGAAUUUCAUUCUCAGAAUUCAGGUGAACAAACAUACAUAACAACUUCUGAGCCACAGGAGGAAAACUCCAGAAUUCUAAACAGUUUAAAAAUGGAUUGUAAAUUUAAAGAUUUAUCAAGGUUGGAUUUUCAUGGCAACAGCUCGAAUGAUUUUCAUACCAUAGUUGAAAAAACUGGUCAUUCAUCUGCUGCUGCUACUGCUACUGCUGGUGUAACCAGUAGAAGUAUCUCCUCUACACCUGAAUCCUGUCGAAUUAAAUCAUUGCUAAGGAGAGAGAAAAGGACUGAGAAAACUGUCGCAAUAGUUCUCGGUUGCUUUGUUGGCUGUUGGCUACCGCUUCUUCCACAGUAUUUAGGCGAGAUAAUCUGUAGUUGCAUGUUUCCAGAGUAUCUAAUUAUGGCAGUCUCAUAUUCGGUGUACUUCAACAGUUGUUGCAAUCCAUUUAUUUAUGCAUUUUAUAACAAAUCCUAUGCAGAUGCGUUUAAAAAGAUUUUACACAUUGAAGGUUAUUUUAAAAGAAAGAAUUCGGCUGAUUCUUGA
Molecule: messenger RNA, 1047 nt
Organism: Trichobilharzia szidati
Lineage: Eukaryota; Metazoa; Platyhelminthes; Trematoda; Strigeidida; Schistosomatidae
Source: the annotation of a GenBank genome assembly